Molecule: messenger RNA, 351 nt
Organism: Pisolithus orientalis
Lineage: Eukaryota; Fungi; Basidiomycota; Agaricomycetes; Boletales; Pisolithaceae
Product: multicopper oxidase
Exons: 2
Coding region: 1-351 (116 amino acids)
Molecular function (GO): oxidoreductase activity
Source: RefSeq, a predicted model, not a curated record
AUGUCCGUGCUUUCUGGCUGGUACCACGAACCUUCUCCGCUGCUGUAUAAUCCUCCUUUCACGCCGGAUUCCACACUAAUUAAUGGACUUGGACGUGGUCCGUCUUCACCACUCGCUGUCCUUAAUGUCACACAGGGGCAGAGGUGCCGGUUCCGGAUCAUCGGGGCAUCUUGUGAUCUGUGGUUUAACUUCGCAAUCGAUGGCCACGACAUGACGAUUAUCGAAGCAGACGGAAACGAAGUGGAACCGGUGAUCGUUGACUCGCUUGCAGUGUAUGCUGGCCAGCGCUACUCAGUCGUCGUCUCAACCCGUGGACAACUACUGGAUUCGAUCUGUGUCCAAUUUCCCUAA